This is a messenger RNA of Maudiozyma barnettii, 453 nucleotides long. It is a transcript of the gene MBF1, whose product is annotated as multiprotein-bridging factor 1. Gene Ontology annotation, molecular function: DNA binding. The transcript has a single exon. Gene Ontology annotation, cellular component: nucleus. The record is from RefSeq and is a predicted model, not a curated record. The coding region runs from base 1 to 453 and encodes 150 amino acids. NCBI's taxonomy places the organism in Eukaryota, Fungi, Ascomycota, Saccharomycetes, Saccharomycetales, Saccharomycetaceae.
AUGUCUGACUGGGAUUCUACUACUGUUAUUGGCCGCAGAGCUCAUGCUGGUGGUUCUGGUCCUCGUGCUAACGUUGCUAGAACUCAAGGUCAAAUCAAUGCCGCCCGUCGUGAAGGUAAUGUCUUAUCUGUCGAUAAGAAGUACGGUACUACCAAUACCCGUGGUGAUAAUGAAGGUCAACGUCUAACGAUGGUCGAUCGUGAAACUGAUAUUAUUAAGCCUAAGAAGUUGGAUGCUACUGUCGGUAAGACUAUUUCUAAAGUACGUACAGAAAAGAAAAUGUCACAAAAGGAUUUAGCUACUAAGAUUAACGAAAAACCACAAAUUAUUAAUGAAUAUGAAUCUGGUAAAGCCAUCCCAAAUCAACAAAUUUUGGGUAAGAUCGAAAGAGCUCUUGGUGUUAAGUUAAGAGGUAAGAACAUUGGUGAACCAUUGUUUGGUAAGAAGAAAUAA